Molecule: messenger RNA, 2810 nt
Organism: Mytilinidion resinicola
Lineage: Eukaryota; Fungi; Ascomycota; Dothideomycetes; Mytilinidiales; Mytilinidiaceae
Exons: 6
Coding region: 1-2703 (900 amino acids)
Source: RefSeq, a predicted model, not a curated record
AUGACUGAACCGGACGACACCGCAGUUCCCGCGAAUGCAGGCGAAUUAGACACAGCAGCUGACAACGUGCAGCCAGGGGAAGAGACUGGAAUACCCAGUAACGACCCCCAGAGCAAAGAUGAAACGCUGCCCGGCGAUGAUUCUGACAGCGAUGACAGUUUCCUGGAUGAGCGCGAUCUCCAGAUGACUCCAGGCUCAUCCCAAACAGUUAGCCAAGAAGGGUCAUCUGAGGCCAUGAAUGCUGAGGCCAUGAAUGAGCUUCAAGAAUACGUAAGUAAUAUCGCCCCCGACACCUUCACGAGCCCCUUCCCUGAGGAUACAAAUUUAGAUGACUCUGCUGCCACUCUGAAUGCAGUAAUCAGUCAAGAUCCCACCUCAAUGACCAGCGAAGACGAAAGCCAGCAGCCUGAUCCUGCCAAUAGGAAUUGGUGGCAAGAAGCCGGACACCAUGAUAAUCCUCGAGGCCUCUUGAUUAACAAGAUGCUGCUCUUUCCCGAUAAAUAUAUCCCGGAAGGGCCUAUCCCAAGUGACGCGUAUUGGGAACGACUGAAGGACCCGGUAGGAUUUGAUCGGCGAAGAGCGGAGGCUGAACCCCUAAGUCUGGAGGAGCUCCAGAGCUGGGAGGAAGUUUUUGAUCCAACCAAACUCAGUUCGUGGGAGGCGCGAGAUCGGGGAGGAUCGGCAUCCCCUCCGUCUCCAGCUCCUUGCGAUAGCGGCCAGCUAAUUCAGCAGCAACCUGUCCUGCCGUCAUCGCCAAGCAGUCAGGGACACUCGAGCGAAGGGGAGAAUGAAUCGACUCCUUCGUCGCCAGUGGCACCAAGCCCUGGAGGGUUAGCUGCCAGUCCUACUCCAGGAUCUGAGAAUGCUGAGAAUAUAGGCACCAAUGAGGAGCCGCAGGGACAAGCUCAAUUGGACACCGUAGAUGGUAUGACGAGUCAGGAAGCCAAUGACUACCUAAACAGAGUUCAGUGGAGACCAGACUCCAACAAUGGCUUACCCGGCACGCGUAUCGAAGCAGCAGCGGUCGCCACACGAAUUAGGGCUGCUUUGGUAGACACGUCGCAGGCCUUCGAUUUGAAAUCAAAUAAUGGCAGGAGAUGGGCUCCUGGUUCAACGCAGCUUCAUAGGGUGGGCUGUUUUGUCUGGACUUGGCCAUGGACGCCUCGUCAAAAUAACUUGGAAAUUCGGGGUAGAACGUUAGACUUCACGGAAAAGCUCGACCGGAUAUGUCAUCUAAUAUCUAUUCAGAAAGGUAUAUGCACGAAAGUUCUUGAGGGACAACAUCAUAUCAUGAAGGAAAUUAUCGCUGACCCUAAAUGCAGGGAGAAUAAGUUGAGGCGGUACAAAGACAAUAACGAUGAUCACCGCGCUAGGGAACAUACCAGGCUGAUUGCUGUGCAGCAGGGGCCUUCAGGAGCAGGCUCAGCGACAAAUCCCUCCACAGGCGUAGUAGUGCCGACAGGUACUGCGCCAGUACUGAAUAAUCAACCAAUGGCAACAAUUCAGCCUCAAGUCGAUCUCCAAAAACAGGGCGCCCUUGCACGCUCACAGAUUCCAAAUGGAACUCAGAGUACUUCGCCAACCCAAAAUGCACCUCUCCCUUCCAUUUCUCAACGAACAGUACCUCCGAUGAACACGAUCCCUCCGCCAACUCAACAAUCAAACACGAACCUUGUUUCACGGGGCCCCGCAGAGCAGCAGCAGGGCCAAGGACGACCAACAUCACAGCAAGGUUCUAUGUUGCAGCGGAUAAACCUUAACAACAGAAAUGGUGCUCCUUAUGAUGGCUUCCAAAUCAGUGCCUCAAAUCAGGUGCGACAUCAGGAAAGAGUUCGCGGCCAUGUUGACGGCGAGUCACAACGGGCACCUCAGACAUAUACUGCUCUUUCGCCUCAACAGAGACUUCAAAGAAACGUUCUCCUCGCCCAGCAACGCGUGCAAGAGCUCUCUCAGCAACGCUCCCAAUCGCAGCAAAGUAUACCAUCACAACCCGCCAACGCUUCUAUCUCUCCGCCACCGCCGCCUGGUAGCAAGCGUCUUAGAGACCAGGCAGCAGGACCGAGCUCUCAGCCGCGCUGCAAGACUCCUAAAGUCGGCCGGGGCUCCUCUCCCUCGCCCCAUGGCGAGUUACGCGCAACAGUCGCUCAUCCGCGGAAAGCGCCUACACCGAACGCGCCCACUACGAACGCACCCCCUACGAUUGUGAUCUCAGGCAGCGAGGACGACGUACUAGUAGUUCGGUCACAGCCGCGUCAGCCUCCACGCGCUACAGGUACCGCACCCACAGCAGCACUGCCGCUAAACCGGCCGCCUACUCCACCGCCGCAAAAGAAUUAUUCCUGGGUAAAGCCGGCGACGCAGAUGGUGGGGUGGAAGCCGAGGCGCAGGCAGCCGGUUCUGUCGGAUCGGGCGCAGGCGCGGGCUGAGGCGGCGCGGAGGCAGCGGGAGGAGGGGCAGCGGGAUGAUGCUGCAGUUGUGUCGCUUGAGGAUGGGGAGACGGGAGGGGAGGGAGCCUGGGAGGCCAGCGAUGGAAGCGAGGGCGGGGGUCGAAGGAUUGAUUGUGUGCCGAACGGGGAUCUCGAUGUCCGCCGGGAUGAGGCUGGGGUUACUGGGACGGUGCAGGAGGAGGAUGUGGGAGAUCAGCGACCUGAGGAUGAGGACGAAGAGGAAGAGGAAGAGGAACAGUGGGAGACGGUAAUUUGAGGAGAAUUUUAUGGAGAGUCGGAUGUUCUUCAAGGUAUGUAUCUCGCUUUGGCAUAGCUUACUACGCAGUUCGGGUGGUUUCCCAGUUUUAAUGAUACUGAGACCAU